Molecule: messenger RNA, 567 nt
Organism: Besnoitia besnoiti
Lineage: Eukaryota; Apicomplexa; Conoidasida; Eucoccidiorida; Sarcocystidae
Product: EF-1 guanine nucleotide exchange domain-containing protein
Exons: 3
Coding region: 1-567 (188 amino acids)
Biological process (GO): translational elongation
Cellular component (GO): cytosol; eukaryotic translation elongation factor 1 complex
Molecular function (GO): translation elongation factor activity; guanyl-nucleotide exchange factor activity
Source: RefSeq, a predicted model, not a curated record
AUGGCGACGUUGUUUGAGACCUACGACGAGCUCGUCACCCCUUGUACCUACUACACGCUGACAUGGGGAGACGCCGAAGCGGCGGCGCCCAAGAAGGCUGCAGACGAUGAUGAUGACUUCGAUCUGUUCGGCGAGGACAGCGCGGAAGAUAAGGAGGCUGUGAAGAAGCUCGCUGAGGAGAAGAAGAAGGAGGCAGCUAAAAAGAAGAAGGUUGUUGUGAACAAGUCUAUGUUGGUCAUCGAAGUGAAACCCGCCGAUGCCGAUACAGACCUCGAUGAUGUCUGCAAGAAGGUUAAGGCGAUUCAGAUGGAGGGCGUCACAUGGGGAGAGGGCAUGAAGAAGGUUCCCGUCGCAUUUGGACUCUUCAAGCUUCAGGUGCAAUGCGUCAUUCUGGACGAUGUUGUCAACACAAACGCUCUCGUUGAUGAAAUUGAAGAAAUCGGAAUGACAGAGGAGGAGAAGCAGAAACGCCGCGAGAGGGAAGAUGCCGACGAGGAUGAGGACGAUGAAGAGGAAUGCGGUGGCCUUGUUCAGUCUGCCGAGAUCGUCUCCUUCAACAAGCUCUAG